This is a messenger RNA of Siniperca chuatsi (mandarin fish), 2235 nucleotides long. Its product is annotated as trace amine-associated receptor 13c-like. Gene Ontology annotation, biological process: G protein-coupled receptor signaling pathway. The transcript is spliced from 2 exons. The record is from RefSeq and is a predicted model, not a curated record. NCBI's taxonomy places the organism in Eukaryota, Metazoa, Chordata, Actinopteri, Centrarchiformes, Sinipercidae. Gene Ontology annotation, molecular function: trace-amine receptor activity. Bases 511 to 1533 code for a protein of 340 amino acids. Gene Ontology annotation, cellular component: membrane.
GAUUGCUAGGUAAACAAUAUAAAUACUGCAUUCCCAUUACAGCGUGUAGUCCACCAUAAAAUCAAAUGUGCGCUUGCGCAUAUUUGAUUUGCAAACAGUGCAACAUCAUAUUGCGCUGCCACAAAUGUUAAGCCAGGCUCAUCUCUUUUGCUGGACCCUUCUGCGUUGGCACCUCUUCUGUGUGGAUUAGCCCCAUCGAAAUGAACAAGUGGGGAGUUUUUUCAAUGCAGUACUAUUGUCUGUCGAAACACUGUUUAAGUGACUUAAAAAAGGGUAGAGGGAUAGGACAAAAUAAAGGAAACAAUGGUAGAGAAUAACAGAGGGGAGAUGGGAGAGAGAGACUGUGAGAGAAGCAGGGUUACAGGGGAAAUGAUGGUGUGAUGUGGAGAGCGAGGGAGGAGGGGCAUCAGGGGCCAACAGACACUGAGAGAUAGAAGAGGGGAGGAAUUAAGAGAACGUGAGAGAGGUAAAUCAGUUGCCAGAGUUGCAGCAAUCUGCAGAUCUCUGAAGAUGGAGGUUGAUGGAGAGGAGCUCUGCUUUCCACAACUCCUCAACACCUCCUGCAGGAAGCCCACAACUCCUUGGUCCGAAGCUGUGCUCCUUCACAUUGUUCUGUCCUCCAUCUCUCUGCUCACUGUGGCUCUCAACCUGCUCGUCAUCAUCUCAGUCUCCCACUUCAGGCAGAGAUUAACUUCUCAGCUUCUCUUACAUUUUCUGCAGCUCCACACACCCACCAACAUCCUCCUCCUCUCUCUGGCUGUCUCAGACUUUCUUGUGGGCCUCCUGCUGAUGCCGGGAGAAAUCCUCCGAAAAACAUCCUGCUGGUUUCUUGGUGACCUUGUGUGUUCUCUGUAUAAUUAUGUGUCCUUCAUCAUUACCUCUGUCUCAGUAGGAGACAUGGUGCUCAUAUCAGCAGACCGAUAUGUGGCUAUUUGUGACCCUCUGCAUUACCCCACAAGAAUCACUGCGAGAAGAGUCAAACUCUGUGUUUGUCUGUGUUGGCUCUGUUCUGUUUUCUACAGCAGUCUCUUUUUAAAAGACAACCUGACUCAGCCAGACAGGUAUAUUUCCUGCUAUGGAGAGUGUGUGAUUGUUAUUGACUAUGUUGCAGGAGCUGUUGACCUUGUUUUAACCUUUAUUGUUCCCAUUACUGUCAUCAUAGUUCUGUAUAUGAGUGUAUUUGCUGUGGCUGUGUCUCAGGCUCGUGCCAUGCGCUCUCACAUUACAGCUGUCGCACUCCAGCUUUCAGUGACUCCAAAGGCAAAGAAAUCUGAGCUGAAAGCAGCCAGGACUCUUGGCGUUCUCAUAGUUGUGUUUCUAAUAUGUUUCUGCCCAUAUUAUGGUGUCUCUCUUGCAGGGGACAGCUUGCUCAAUACUUCUUCUGCAUCCUUUGUGAUGUAUCUGUUUUAUUCUAACUCUUGUGUAAACCCUGUGAUCUAUGCUUUGUUCUACCCCUGGUUUAGAAAAUCAGUUAAACUCAUUGUUACUCUUCAGAUACUGCAGCCUGGCUCCUGUGAGACCAAAAUACUGUAGUGAGGCUGUGGCGUGACUGAAUUGAGAUCUGCUUUACAAUUUUCUUUCACUGAAUUCAAAAUACAAAAAGUAAAAGUGAAAUCCCUUCCUUUUCUCUCUUUAUAUAGUAUAUAAAAGCAUCGCUCUGCUCUUUGCCAAUUUCAUAUAAGGAUUAUAACUUUAUACAUAUGUAGGACAAAAGAAUAAUUUGACAAGUUAUAACUAAAUAAUGAUUUUGUUCUCAUCAGUUUCAUUAUAAUUGUUGUGUAUUGUUGUCUCUCUGCUGCUUUUUUCUUUUUUUAUAAGAAAGUAAAAGUAAAAUAAUAGUAAGAUGGAAGAAAACCUCAGACCCAAUUCAAAGAGAGACACCCCCCCCCAGAGGCCUAGUGCUGCAGUUGGAGAUUGAGGCUGGGGAAAUGACUCGCACAGAAAUAAGCUGUUUUACUAGUUGGUAGAUUAAAAUAAUAAUGAUGAUAAUAAUGGGAUUAUAAUUCCUAUACCCUAUCCCUAUAUCCCACAAAUUUGAUAAGGGAGGUGGGUCAAGCAUGUAGGAGGAGAAAUUGAAACAUCAUGUACAAAAUGACUGUUGUUGAAAACCAUCUGAAUUUUCAAUCCACCAGACAAUUAUUUCACAUUUCAUUUUGUAUUUAAACUGUUAUUUAUGUACACAUCUGUAAACUCAAAUUAAUUAAUCGGAAACAGUAAAACAAUUCCAACAAUGUA